This is a messenger RNA of Micropterus salmoides (largemouth bass), 1756 nucleotides long. Its product is annotated as zona pellucida sperm-binding protein 4-like. Gene Ontology annotation, cellular component: egg coat. The record is from RefSeq and is a predicted model, not a curated record. NCBI's taxonomy places the organism in Eukaryota, Metazoa, Chordata, Actinopteri, Centrarchiformes, Centrarchidae. The coding region runs from base 91 to 1737 and encodes 548 amino acids. The transcript has 12 exons. Gene Ontology annotation, molecular function: acrosin binding; structural constituent of egg coat. Gene Ontology annotation, biological process: prevention of polyspermy; binding of sperm to zona pellucida.
ACAGAAGUCGCCUGACCCCUUCGCAUUGUCAAAUCAAACACAGAACCUGCAUAUCUAGGACCAACGCCUUAUUAGCCAAAACAUAAGAAGAUGAAUUAUUAUUGUGCAAAACCUCAUUUCAUUUCUUUAAUUUUUGCCUUAAUGGCUCAACACCGUUGGUGUUUCUCAACGGUCCAGAUGAAGAGAACACCUUCGGAGCAGGCCCUGCCGAGAGUCACCUGCUCUGAUGGAAGGAUAAGAGCUGUUUUCGGUCCGCUUGUCAAAAGCAAUAUACAUGUUAAAGACAUGACCGGGGCCACAAUCCCAGUGCCUCAAUCGGAGGGGUCCUGUGGCGUGAAAGUGGGCAGAGAGAAAAACCAGGUCCUCUCCUUUUACAGCACAUAUGACAGCUGCUAUGCACAUAUUGAGGGCAGCAAAGUGAUCAUCCCUCUGCAUGUACAGCUGACCGGAGAGGAUCAAUGGUUCAGGGUAAAUAUCAGCUGUCCUCUGAUAAAGACAUACAGUGAGAGGACUCGACUUAUCCCAACACCCUUACCUAGAAAUUGUGACAUACAUAGACCUCUACGAGUGAACUGUGGACCGCAGCGCAUUUCUGGUGAUACCUGCAACAAACUGGGAUGCUGCUAUGAUGCUCAGGAUUUAAUCUGCUACUACAGACUCGAUACCUGCUCUCUGGACGGACACUUUGUGUUCUCAGUAAAGGCCACAGACAGAGACCCGCCCGUCGACCUCAGCAGCCUCAUGGUCAAGGAUCAGCCACAAUGUUUCCCUAUGAUCACCACCCCAGACAUGGCUGUCUUCAAGAUUGGAGUCACGGACUGUGGUGCAAAGAUGACUGUAAACGGAGAUGUGACGUUCUAUGAGGUGGAAGUGGAAGAGCUGCUUACUGAAAGUGUAACCAAAAAGUUGCCAUUUAGUCUCCAGGUCCAGUGUGCAUAUGACACAUCAGAUUUAAAGCGUGCAGCAGCCUUGCAGCCCUUGUAUGCAGUGACCAACCCGCCGCCUGUGGUUGCACUAGGAACCAUCAAAGUGCAGAUGAGAGUGGCCAAAGAUGCAUCUUUCACAUCCUUUUUUCCAAAGGAGCAGCUUCCCCUGACCAUGCCCCUGCGUGAAGCUACAUAUGUAGAGAUCUCUAUUGCCCAGCCGUCCCCAGACCCUACACUUUCCCUACGUGUGCGGGAUUGCUUUGCCUACCCUGCGUCUGAACACUCUGUGUGGACGCUGCUCUAUGAUGGAUGUCCCAACCCUUCGGAUAACAUGAGGAGCUCUGUUCCUGUGGACCACAUGGGGAAGACAACCUCCCUCUCUCAAGUCAGGAGGUUUGACGUCAAGACCUUUGCCUUCUUGGACCCUCUUACAGGCCAACCAAGUGUGGAGGAAAUAUACUUCUACUGUUGGGUGGAAAUCUGCGCAAAUGAUGAUCACUGUGCACAGAGCUGCACAAUCAUUUCAUCUGAGGGUGAAAGACAGAGAAGAGAUGUGAUGUCUGAGUCCCACCAGGUCAUGGUGGUCUCUUUAGGGCCACUGCUGCUGGGACAGAACAACACUGAACUGGAAGCCAGUGCAUGUGUGAAACGGAAGACAAUGUUUCAGGUGACUGUGUAUAUGCUCUCUGGUGUUUGUGCCGCCCUGCUAUUGAUCCUGCUGUUCACUGUAUGGUCAUGCAUCAGAAAGCAGCAGAAGCCAGACGCACAACAAGCUUGUGAUACACAAGUUGAAAGUGAACAAUCUCAAUAAAACAUUUCACUGUAAAUGC